Molecule: messenger RNA, 2315 nt
Organism: Populus trichocarpa (black cottonwood)
Lineage: Eukaryota; Viridiplantae; Streptophyta; Magnoliopsida; Malpighiales; Salicaceae
Product: trihelix transcription factor GTL2
Exons: 2
Coding region: 228-2108 (626 amino acids)
Source: RefSeq, a predicted model, not a curated record
CUCCAAACACAAUGUGCCAUUUUCUCUCGUAGGAUAGCGAGUUCACUUUCCUCCUAAAGGGUGUGGUGGGCUAUCUAUAGCCUUCCAUGAUAUGACAAAGUCCUUGAUAAAUGAGAGAGAGAAAACUAGUUUUUGUAGUGUUGUGAAUACCAUUUUCAAUUUUGCCAAUUUACAGCGAUAGAGUUGAGUAAAGAAGGGUAGAGAGAACACAAGCACAAAGCACAAAAAUGUUUGAAGGAGUCCCAGAACAAUUCCAUCAAUUCAUAGCUUCAAGAACAACAUCACUCCCCCCACCUGGUCUCUCUUUUCCUCUUCUCCAGGGAUCUUCUAAUACUACCAACUUCCCUAGUUUUUAUCCUUACACUACCUCUUCUCAACAAGUACCGCUACAGCCAAACCUUUUGCACCCAAUAUUGCACCAAGGUGCACCCACCAACAAAGAUGGUGAGAAACAAGAGAAUAACUUGGUGGCUAUGAAUAUGGACCAGUUUGAAAGAGAAAGAUCAAUGCCGGAAUUGGUCAAUCCGUGGUCUAAUGAUGAAGUGCUUGCACUGUUGAGGAUCAGAUCUAGCAUGGAGACCUGGUUUCCUGAAUUCACCUGGGAACAUGUAUCCAGGAAGCUUGCAGAGGCUGGUUUCAAAAGGAGUGCUGAGAAGUGCAAGGAGAAAUUUGAAGAAGAAAGCAGAUACUUCAAUAUUAGCAACAUUAAUUACAACAAGAAUUACAGGGCUAGCUUUAGUGAGUUAGAAGAGAUUUAUCAUGGAGAUCAAAACCCUCACCAAGAAGUUACAGCUGGAGAAAAGAACAAAAAGAUAGACAAGCCAGGUACUGAAGAUGAAGAACAAGACAAGAUGAGACAGAACCUGGAAGAAGAAACGAGAAUUGAUCAAACGGUAGGAAACCAAACUGAUCAAGAUAAUAAUGGGAAAUUAGCACUGGUUGAAAAAUCAAAGAGCAAUAAAAGAAAAAGGGAGAAGAAGUUUGAGAUGUUCAAGCGUCUUUGUGAAGAUAUUGUGAACACCAUGAUGGCUCAACAGGAAGAGAUGCAUAAUAAACUUCUUGAAGAUAUAGUUAAGAGAGAUGAAGAGAAGGUUGCAAAAGAAGAAGCACGGAAGAAGCUAGAAAUGGAUAGGAUCAACAAGGAACUUGAACUUAGGGCACAUGAACAAGCUCUUGCAAAUGAUAGACAAGCUACAUUAAUCAGGUUCUUGAAAAAAUUCACAUCAAGUGACUCUUCUGUUGAAAUUCUUGGAGAGAAAACUGCCCCAGAUCCUGUUAAUGUACCAAACUCUUCAAAUGCUUCCAGUUCAUCUUCCUUGGUGCUGGAACAAAACCCUAAUCCAGCUAGUCAGACCAGUAACGAAAGCCAACUUAAAACAGCUACAUCAUCCGCUACAGCUUUAGACCAUCAAAAGUCCACCUCCAUUCUAGCCAAAACCAAUACCUCAUGGACAGAAAAUCAAGAACCGCAAAACCCUACCUCAACUCUUGCCCGAAACAUUCCACAAGUGCCGACGACUUCAUCUACACUAGCAGUACCUGCAGCCCCCCAAAACCCUAAUUUUCUCAAUUCUCACAGCAGUACAUCAGGACCACCAAACACGUUGCCAAGUCAUAAUAAAGUGCAAGCAAAGUCUACAUAUAAAGAUGACAUUGGCAAGAGAUGGCCAAGAGAUGAGGUGUUAGCUUUGAUAAACCUAAGGUGCAGUCUCUACAACAACAAUGAAGACAAAGAAGGAUCAGCAAGGGCUCCACUAUGGGAAAGAAUCUCACAAGGGAUGUUGGAAUCGGGUUACAAGAGGAGUGCGAAGAGAUGCAAGGAAAAAUGGGAGAACAUAAACAAGUACUUCAGAAAAACCAAGGAUGUUAACAAGAAGAGGUCCAUCGAUUCAAGGACAUGUCCUUACUUUCACCAAUUAAGCACCUUGUACAACCAGGGAACACUCGUAGCACCGGAUAACCGCUCGGCUUCCCCGGAAAACCGGUCAAGGUUACCAGAAACCAGGCAUAGCAGUUCAUCUCAAAAUGGGACUAGUAAUUCAACAUUGCAUGUUGGUGAUGGUGAGAAAAAUAUGGUUCAGGUACCACCUUUGGAUUUUGAAUUCUAAUUCUGCUUCUCUAUGUGGUAAUGGCAGUAAUAACACAUAGGACUAUAAUAAUAUUUAAGUGGGUAUGUUUUAAAUUUUGUAAACAAUAGAUAGUAUCUUGUAUUUGACAUUGUUUCGAUGUAUUUUGGAGGAGAGACUUGUAUGAAUAUUUGUAUUUUAGUGGGCACCGACAAUUUGAGAGGGAAAAAAAAUAAUUUGAGGACUGAA